This is a messenger RNA of Pseudopodoces humilis (Tibetan ground-tit), 1329 nucleotides long. RefSeq names its product gamma-aminobutyric acid receptor subunit pi-like. Gene Ontology annotation, biological process: monoatomic ion transmembrane transport. The record is from RefSeq and is a predicted model, not a curated record. Gene Ontology annotation, cellular component: membrane. NCBI's taxonomy places the organism in Eukaryota, Metazoa, Chordata, Aves, Passeriformes, Paridae. Gene Ontology annotation, molecular function: transmembrane signaling receptor activity; extracellular ligand-gated monoatomic ion channel activity.
AUGUGCAGUCUUAAGUGCUGCAGUCUCAGAGCCCUUUUUCUAUUGCUGCUCUAUAGGUCCAUGCAAAUUCCUGAAGCUGAAGGGAAAACUGAAAUUCUACCUCCAACAAUACAAAAAAUAGUGAAAGGGUACAACAAGUAUCUACGUCCGUUUUUUGAUAAUGGUCCUGUGUCAGUUGGAAUGAGUAUGGAUAUUGCAAGCAUUGAUACAAUAUCAGAAAUAAAUAUGGACUACACAGCUACCAUAUUUCUAAGGCAGCGAUGGACUGAUGAGAGACUUUGUUUCGAUGGAAAUAAGAGUUUGAGCUUAGAUGGUCGACUUGUGGAAAUGCUUUGGGUACCAGAUACCUUUAUAGUUGAUUCCAAAAGGUCUUUUCUUCAUGAUGUCACUGUUGAGAAUCGUCUUAUAAGGAUAUACCCUAAUGGAACAGUCUUGUAUGCUAUAAGGAUCACCACAACUGUUUCAUGCAGCAUGGAUCUGACUAAAUAUCCAAUGGAUAAGCAGACAUGUACUUUGCAACUGGAGAGCUGGGGUUAUAACAUCAAUGAUGUCAUAUUUUAUUGGACCAGAGGAAAUGAUUCGGUUCGAGGUCUGGACACACUCCAGCUGGCACAGUACACAGUAGAAGACCACUUUACCUCUGUAACUGAAGCUGUGUAUGAGACAGGACGUUACCCAAAACUUGUGUUUCACUUUGAACUCAAGAGAAACAUCUUGUAUUUCAUAUUAGAGACAUAUGUACCAUCAAUCCUUCUGGUGGUGCUCUCCUGGGUGUCAUUUUGGAUCAGCCAGUCGUCGGUUCCAGCCAGAAUCUGCAUAGGUGUCACCACAGUCCUUACCAUGACAACACUGAUGAUGGGAGCCAGGACUUCACUCCCAAAUGCUAAUUGCUUUAUUAAGGCAAUUGAUGUCUACCUUGGUAUCUGCUUCAGCUUCAUCUUCGGAGCACUGUUAGAGUAUGCUGUGACUCAUUUCUGCACUCUGCACCAACUCAGCUCAAAGGAGCUUCCAAAGAUUAUUGAUGAUGAUGAUGAUGAAGAAGAGAAGAAUGGAGUCCUGGCAGCAGUGGCCAACAGUUGCAGCACCCCUGACAAUACAAACAAGACCGAUACAAACAAAAGCAAACAAACCAGCACUGACAGAAAAAGGGAGAGAAGUCAACACAGUGGGUGUAGCUCAGCAAUGUCGGUAAUGAAAAGACUUUUCUGUAUCUUUGAUUGCUUCCAUGUUAAAAAUCCUUACCACAUAGACAACUACGCCAGAUUCUCUUUCCCCUUAUCAUUCAUCAUAAUUAAUGUACUUUAUUGGGUGUAUUAUUUGUAUUUCUAA